AUGACAGAUGUAAAAGAAUCCAACGAAUUGGCAAAUAAAGAAUUACAAACACUUUUAAAUAUUAAACAUAUUCGUCAACAUUUAAUUAAUGUUGGUUUGAUUAAUAAAAAUGGUGAAAUCAUAUAUAAAGAUGAAUAUGAACAUAAUCCUAAACAUCGUUCUAGAAGACGACAUACUUCAAAAAAAAAUGUUGAAAAACUAUGUCGACGUUCAAAAUCACCAAAUAAUUAUUCAAUUGAUCAACAACGUAGGAGUACUACAAUAUCUCGAACAAGACAAAGAAGUAUGUCCCCAUCACCAACACGUCUUUCAUCAUCGAAUCCAUCAACACGUGUUAAAAGUGUUUUGGUGCGUCGUACUGUCAGUCCAAAGCAAAUUUCAAGUAAUGAUCGAUGUAUAGUAACAAUGAUAUAUUAUGGAUCACAGACAAAUAUUUCAUAUGAACGUAAUUUAUUUCAAUCUGAAGGUGAUGAAAUAAUUAUUAUGCAACAACAUUGUGGAGGAGAAAAUAUUAUUGUUUAUAAAGGUUCAUUAAAACCUAAUAAAACAUUUCAAUUUGAAUCUCGACGACAUAUUAAUUAUCCAUUUGCAUUAACAUUUUAUGUUAAUGGUCUUAUUGAUAAUCGUUUAUCAAUUUGUUGUGAAUUUCGAUAUAAACAUAAUGUACGAAUAGGUGGAAAACGUGGUCUUUUUGGUAUUAUAAAUGUUCAAAAAUCAAAAGCAUGUCGAAGAUGUCGAACUGAACAACGAAUGAAAAAAUUAGCAAAAUUAAAAGCUAAAAAUAUCUCAAUAAUGGCUAAUAUAUUAAGUCCUGAGACAAAUUUGACUCGCACAACAAGUCCUGAACUAAUAAUUACUAGUACAAUGAGUCCAGAAGAGCAACAUGAAUCGUCAUUACAUUCACCGAAUGAAGUAUCAAAUGAACGACCAAGAACAACUAAUUCAACAAAUACAUAUUCUUCAGACCUUGAUGUAGUUGAAGAAAAAGUUCAUUCAUCUCCUUCAACACAUCAUAAACAUGAACAAUCAAUAUCAGAAAAUAUAUCUAAUAAUCAACGUCGUAAACCAAUGAGUUUUACUGAAAAACAUACUAAUGAUAAAGCAACAAUAACUGAUGAAUAA
Molecule: messenger RNA, 1122 nt
Organism: Rotaria sp. Silwood1
Lineage: Eukaryota; Metazoa; Rotifera; Eurotatoria; Philodinida; Philodinidae
Source: the annotation of a GenBank genome assembly